Vanessa atalanta (red admiral) is the source of this 4808-nucleotide messenger RNA. It is a transcript of the gene Cdk12, whose product is annotated as cyclin-dependent kinase 12. Lineage: Eukaryota; Metazoa; Arthropoda; Insecta; Lepidoptera; Nymphalidae. Gene Ontology annotation, cellular component: nucleus; cyclin/CDK positive transcription elongation factor complex. The record is from RefSeq and is a predicted model, not a curated record. Bases 316 to 3612 code for a protein of 1098 amino acids. Gene Ontology annotation, molecular function: RNA polymerase II CTD heptapeptide repeat kinase activity; cyclin-dependent protein serine/threonine kinase activity; ATP binding. The transcript has 17 exons. Gene Ontology annotation, biological process: protein phosphorylation; transcription elongation by RNA polymerase II; positive regulation of transcription elongation by RNA polymerase II.
AAAAAGCAAAUGGCUGACUAGAAAUCGACGUUCUUGAAUUUGCACUAAAAAGAAUCCGAUGUAAUUACAUGAAUUAUGCGCAAUUUAUGAUCAUGAUUAGGCGAAAUAAAGCUACUAAAGCAAUAAAUAACUAGAAUAACUUAAUAUUGGCUACGAAAAGCCUGUCUAAACUAUAGAAAUAUAUCAAUUCCUAUCUCUAACCCAAAUUAGUAAUUUGCAAAAAUAAGAAUCGUGCCUGCGACGGACCCACGUCCGUUUUUUGUUGAGUUGAUGUGAUGUGAAGAAGCAACUGGGCGGGGACCGCCCUGAUCAAGAAUGGAGCGGAGUUACGAUAAAAGACACAGCAAGCACCACAAAGAGAAGCACAAGAAACGUUCUCACAAGAAGUACAAGUCUCACUCCGGUGGUACACAUGAUCAGUCUUACGCUACUAUUAAUUCAGUCAAACCCCUGGUGGAGUAUUCCGAUGUCAGUUCGGAAGAUCUGUCGGCCCCGGAGGCCGGCGAGAUCGAAAGCGAAGCGAGCUCUAUAGGCAGGCACAUCGCUGACGAUCUCGAUAGAACUAGAAAGUCCCAUUCUAUACGCACUUUUCUUGACAACAAGAUAUCUGUGACCACAACGAGCCGUCGGGCUGCCGAGGAAUACGCAUUCAAUCGUGAUUCUUCUUCAGCAGCACGGAAGAGACGUGGGGUCGAAUAUGAGGAGCCGGUGCCCGAGUUCGACGAUCUAUCGCGAUACAAGAAGAAAAAAGAAAAGCGUAAGAAAGACAAAAAGAAGCGCAAGAAGAAGUCUAAACACCGCUCUCGAUCUGCGAGUUUAGAGAGCGUGUCUCCUGAUGAUAAUGUGCCAGCAGGCACGCCCAUGCGACCGGUGACACCGCAGCGUUACACCCAAGUGCCUAUUAGUGAAUGGGAGAAGGCAUCAUCUCCACUGAGGAAUGGCUCCUGCUCUCCCGUCUCGCCUACGACACCGCCUCUGAGGCGCGACAGACACAUUGGGUCACCACUUCAUAGGUCCGUUCACAGAGAGCCGUCUUUACACAAUGUUAUUCCAUUGUCACCGCAUCGAUCUCCAAUAAUCAGCAGGAGAAGACAAAAGUCUACUACUCCUCACACUCCACUAGUACCUCCAUACCAUGAGACGGUGACAAUAGACUCGGACAAUGAGGACUAUAACCACGGAAGAAGGGAUUACUGGCAUGAACCACACCGUCCAGGCCAUCAUGUGAUGUCUAAUGACAUUAUGGUCAUACCAGAUUCACCAGUGCACGAGCCCCGCGCACGCGACUUCAGUCCGCGCCGUCACCGACGUCGAAGUCCGCGUCGACGGCGCAGUCGCGAUAGAGAUCGACAUCGGGACCGAAUUACAACUCAUCAUAAUAUGUCGCCCAGCCGCAGCGCGAUGAAGCGCCGGCGCUCGCGCUCGCGGCGCCGCUCGUCGUCCCCGCCGCGACACCGGGCGCGACACGCCGACGCCGCGCGCGAGCGACACAGGGGUAAACAUGAAUCACCGAGUCCCCCGUCUACAGUGCUGCAACGGAAAAUUGAUUUCAAGGAGAAAAUUAGUGAUACUAGUCUAUUUGCGGAGCUCGUCAAAGAUAAACAUAAACGAGCUAAGAAGCUGCAAGAAAUUUUGGAACAGAAAGAAGAGUCUCAAGGCGGCGCCUCCAGCAAUGCUUCCAUGUCGAAUAACCCGGACACAUUCACGAUAGAUGAAUUGUCCAGCAACACUGCCGAUAGUUUAAUACAGAUUUCCAAAGAAAAUGGUGACAACAACAAUACCAAAACCGAUGUAGUAGACAUUCCGAUGCCCGUGCCCGUGCCAGAGGCCGUGCCGACGCCCGCGGAGGACGAGUCCGAGCUGCCGCAGGCCACGCCCGCGCCACCGCCACAGCCGCCGGAAGUCGGUGACAAGCCUACUGCCAACGGAGAAGUGUCGGAGAGUAGCUGUUCGGAGAAAAUUGAAGUUGUACAACAAAAGCCACCAACUCCACCUAUAACGGCGCCGCCUCUGCCAAAAGGCGGUAGUGUCGUGGAGGAAGUUUACCUCAAUAAUCAACAACCGCCGCCGCCUAAACCGAAGAGCCUCACAAAGCUACCGAUGCCACCCAAUACACAGGUUGAAGAUCUCAAAACUCUUGCAAAUGACAGUCCUAUGAGUACACCGUCGCCUAGUCCUGUUAAAAAACCAGAUAAGCCGAAACGAACAGGAAUUAUGAAUUUGCCAAUGCCACCUGUGAUCCCUGGCUCGGAGGAGCUGUCGGGCGACGAGCUGGACGGCUCCACGCCGCCGCCCGCUCCGCGACCCACGCACUCCUAUUCGCACGUCUUUAGCGCCAGGAAGACUGGGAAUGCGGGGUCAAAAUUGAAAAGGCCACGUAUUCUCAAGAGACGAGGGUCAAAGGUGGUGCCCGUGGCGACGCCGACACAUCACGCCAAAGACUGGGGAGAAAAAUGCGUCGAUGGUUUCCAAGUUAUAACACAAAUUGGAGAAGGCACAUAUGGACAGGUGUACAAGGCGCGAGAUAAAAACACCGGUCAGCUCGUCGCGCUCAAGAAAGUCCGCUUGGAAAAUGAAAAGGAAGGCUUUCCUAUCACAGCUGUGCGAGAAAUCAAGAUCUUGCGCCAACUUAACCAUAAAAAUAUAGUCAAUUUAAGAGAAAUUGUUACAGAUAAACAGGACGCUUUGGACUUUAGAAAGGAUAAAGGUUCAUUCUAUCUUGUCUUUGAGUACAUGGACCAUGAUUUAAUGGGUCUACUGGAAUCCAAGAUGGUUGAUUUUACGGAGUUACAUAAUGCAUCUAUCAUGAGACAGCUGCUGGAUGGACUUGCUUACUGUCACAGGAAGAAUUUUCUGCAUCGAGAUAUCAAGUGCAGCAAUAUAUUGAUGAACAACAAGGGUGAAGUAAAACUCGGUGAUUUCGGUCUAGCUCGCCUCUGGUCAGCUGAAGACAGGGCGCGGCCUUACACUAACAAAGUAAUCACGCUUUGGUAUCGACCCCCUGAACUGUUGCUGGGCGAGGAGAGAUAUGGUCCAGCCGUGGAUGUGUGGUCCAUGGGUUGUAUCCUGGGCGAGCUAUUCUUAAAACAUCCAUUGUUCCAAGCGAAUAUAGAAAUGAUGCAAUUGGAAAUGAUAUCUCGUGUAUGUGGAACGCCGACGCCGGGUGUGUGGCCCAAUGUAGUCAAACUGCCUCUCUGGCAUACACUGCGUCCAAAACGAUUCCACAAGAGAUGUGUUAGAGAACAGUUUGCCUUUAUGCCUCCUACUGCGUUACAUCUCUUGGACAGGAUGCUAGAGCUGGAUCCUGAUAAAAGAAUAACUGCUGAGGAGGCACUGAAAAGUGCUUGGCUUAAGAAUGUUGUACCAGAUCAAAUGACAGCUCCUGAGCUUCCGACAUGGCAAGACUGCCACGAACUCUGGUCGAAGCAGCGUCGUCGACAGCAGAGGGAACAAGAACAACAGUCCAAACCAAAAUCAUACGGUUUCUCACAAGAUGACAAACAACACGAUUCCUACAAUCAAUCAGAUAGUAGUAGCUUCAAAAGUGAUUACAAAAAUGAAAGUUUCAAACCCGCAGAGACUAACCAAGAGACCGUGGGACAAGUUAAAUAGUAUUUGGAGUAUUACUACUACGGUUAUUACCGUUAGUAUGGUGCUAGUGUUAUGGUGUGAUAUACUGACAUUAUCACCGGUGAAAACAUGUGACAAGGAACCAGAUAGCCCGUUUUCGAAGGGAUCGCGUUAUGACAUGAUCAUGUUCGAUAUAACGCAGCUUGCCCGAAUCGCGUACAUGUAAUUAAAGACUGACAAUUUCAGACCAUGCAUUUUUAGACGUUAUGUGAGAGUGCGCUUAUUUGAUAAAACAUUGGUUUAAAAAAUCAAGUGAUUUAUAUAUAUAUCAUUCCUAUGAAGUGUGAACCAAAAUUGUUUAUUAUAACCAAAGGAUUGAAUGGCGCUAGUUACCUACAAUACAAUAUGUGAAAAUAAAUUGUAUAAUAGCCGCUUUCUGUAUAUAGAGAUGUAAAUAUAAGUUUUAGAUAAAAGUUGGAUUAAGAAAAAUUUUGUUAUAACUAGCAGAAUAUCUCCUAUUGAAUUUUAUUUUUUGUUUUAGCAAUAAGAGACUCUUCCAUGAGCUAAGAUUUUUUUAAUGCCUGUAUGAGAUGUAUUAUUUAUUGCCGAUUAUCAAGUUCUAUGUAGAAACAAGCAUAUGCUAGUACAAUUAUUUAUUAUAUCGAAAAGGCAAUAAUAUUCAUCACAAAGUUAAUGUAUACAUGAAUAAAAUAUUCUGUGAUUGUAAAUAGUGACUUUUGGAAUUGAUAGUUCCAAAUUUUCAUUUUUAUUAUAGGAAUAAUAGAUAUAAACAAACUAUAGAAUUUGUUCAAUUUAUUUUACCCUUUCCUUAUUAUUAUUGAGAUCUUUAACGAUCCAAGCCUAAAUAAAAACAUCAUUAACAUAGUCUUGUUAAAUAUAAUAAUAUAGUUUGCUUAUAUUUAUUUUUCUUAUAAAACAUUUUUUACACUUGUUUUCUAUUUAAAUCUUCCUUAGUAAUAUAAUUAAGAUAAUUAUCAAAGAUUAGAAAUUUGUUUGCAUUUAACUUGUAUGUUAAUAACAAAAUGCAUCAAAAAGUUACAAGGCGUGAUAACUCAUGUGCCUCAAAAAUUAUCUUACAUUUUGUAAAAUUGAAUAAUAACCUAAAAUGUAAUAUUACGAAGCAGGAUCCUUGUUGAACCCACUCGCAAUAACGAACUGCCGGGAGAUAAUUGGUAAAUAACAGUGGAAUGAAAGUAAUAAAAUUAUUUAUUCUUUUA